AUGUUGAAGGAGCGAUCUUGUUUUGUUUCGAGGAGUUACAGUUGUGAAAGGGAUAAUAGUUGGAGUUAUAUGAGUAAUUACAGGAUAGAGAAACUAGAAUCUCAGCAAGAAAAACGGCCUUUAGAAAAUGAUGGAGAUGAAGAAGUUGCUCAUGCUAGAAAAAUCAGCAAGCAAUCGAAUGGUUUAGAAAAUCUGGAACUUGGAUUAGGAUUGCUCGAGUUUUCCGUUCUCCCGACCGAUCAAUCGGAUAACGAGAAUCAUGCUGGUGAUGAUUCAGAUUCUAGUUCGCUCAUUCCUGGUAUUCAUCGCGAUAAUUCCCGCACUUGUCUUAUGAAAUGCUCAAGAUCCGACUAUGGUUCUAUUGCAUCGUUAAACCGUAGCUUCCGUGAGCUUGUUAGAAGUGGGGAGCUUUAUAGAUUAAGGAGGACGAACGGCAUAAUCGAGCAUUGGGUCUAUUUUUCUUGCCAUCUUGUGGAAUGGGAAGCUUUUGAUCCGAUCAACCAGCAUUGGAUGCACCUACCCACGAUGACUUCCAACCCGUGUUUCCAGUUUUCGGAUAAGGAAUCUUUAGCCGUUGGAACCGAGCUACUCGUUCUCGGGAAAGAGGUUCCUGAUCACGUAAUCUAUAAAUACAGUUUAUUGACAAACUCAUGGUCAUUAGGGCGGCAGAUGAAUUCGCCCAGAUGCUUAUUUGGUUCAGCCAGUCUUGGGGAGAAGGCGAUUGUUGCUGGCGGCUGUGAUCCACACGGAAGGAUUGUGAAUUCAGCAGAGCUGUAUAACAGCGAGUUGGGAACGUGGGAAACACUUCCGAACAUGAUUAAACCGAGAAAAAUGUGUUCUGGGGUGUUUAUGGACGAUAAAUUCUAUGUAAUUGGUGGGAUUGGAGGGAUGGAAAUGAAUCCGUUAGCAUGUGGUGAAGAAUAUGAUUUACGUACGAGAGAAUGGAAAGAGAUCCCGAAUAUGUCUCCUCUACGAACUGGUGGUGCCGCCAAUGAGGCGGCGGCAGCUCCUAGAACCGAGGCACCACCGCUAGUUGCAGUUGUAGAUAACGAAUUGUAUGCUGCUGAUUGUGCAGAUAUGGAGGUCAGGAAGUAUGACAAGCAUCGGAAAGAAUGGGAGACUGUAGGAAGAUUGCCAGAAAGGGCGGAUUCUAUGAACGGAUGGGGGAUCGCGUUUAGGGGUUGCGGAGACCGUGUUAUUGUUAUCGGCGGCCCUAGAACUAGUGGUGCCGGGUUUAUAGAAGUUAACUCGUGGGUCCCUAGAGAAGGUCCGCCACGCUGGAAUAUGCUUGGCCGGAAACAAUCCAAUAACUUUGUCUACAAUUGCGCGGUGAUGGGCUGCUGAAAACGCUAAAAGGUUGGUCUUUUUUCGUGGCGAUUUCAUCUUCCCGACAAAAAAUUUUCUCGUUUUACUUGAGAUUUAACGAUUGCACACGAGUCUUGAGUACGUUUUUUUUAGAGCUUUCGAUCUUUUCUUUAAUUAGUGUCUACCCUCACUUUGAAGUGACACGCGAUCGCACCUAUUCGUACCCGUUUGGUGGUCUAAUAACUUGAAGUGAUAGAUUGGUAGAUAGCUUCUUCUUUUUUUUUUCUCAAAAAAGAAAAAAACGAUCAAAAGAGUUUGAUAUAUGGUUUUUAUGAUCUUUAAUUUCUUGACAUUCCCCAAGAGAAAAAUAAGCUUGCAUGCUUGAUCUAAUGGAACAUAUACCUUGUACUAAAUUCACAUUUUGUUGCAAUUCAUAGGCUUCUCAUUCAGCCUUUCUUGGUC
Cynara cardunculus var. scolymus (artichoke) is the source of this 1767-nucleotide messenger RNA. Its product is annotated as F-box/kelch-repeat protein At1g26930-like. The record is from RefSeq and is a predicted model, not a curated record. Gene Ontology annotation, cellular component: nucleus. Lineage: Eukaryota; Viridiplantae; Streptophyta; Magnoliopsida; Asterales; Asteraceae. Bases 1 to 1344 code for a protein of 447 amino acids. Gene Ontology annotation, molecular function: protein binding. The transcript has a single exon.